GCAGAGCAGCGCGGGCCCCAGCGACCCGCCCGCCAUGGGGGACGAGGAUGAGGAUGAGGGCUGCGCCGUGGAGCUGCGGAUCACGGAAGCCAACCUGACCGGGCACGAGGAGAAGGUGAGCGUGGAGAACUUCGAGCUGCUGAAGGUGCUGGGCACGGGAGCCUACGGGAAGGUGUUCCUGGUGCGGAAGGCAGGCGGGCACGACUCAGGGAAGCUGUAUGCCAUGAAGGUGCUGCGCAAGGCCGCGCUGGUGCAGCGCGCCAAGACGCGGGAGCACACGCGGACAGAGCGCUCCGUGCUGGAGCUGGUGCGCCAGGCACCUUUCCUGGUCACGCUGCACUACGCCUUCCAGACCGAUGCCAAGCUGCACCUCAUCCUGGACUAUGUGAACGGGGGCGAGAUGUUCACCCACCUCUACCAGCGCCAGCACUUCAAGGAGGCCGAGGUGCGCGUGUAUGCGGGCGAGAUCGUGCUGGCGCUCGAACACCUGCACAAGCUGGGCAUCAUCUACCGAGACCUGAAGCUGGAGAACGUGCUGCUGGACUCCGAGGGCCACAUCGUGCUCACAGAUUUCGGGCUGAGCAAGGAGUUCCUGACAGAGGAGAAAGAGCGGACCUUCUCCUUCUGUGGCACCAUCGAGUACAUGGCCCCCGAAAUCAUCCGCAGCAAGUCGGGGCAUGGCAAGGCUGUGGACUGGUGGAGCCUGGGCAUCCUGAUCUUUGAGCUGCUGACGGGGGCCUCGCCCUUCACGCUGGAGGGCGAGAGGAACACGCAGGCAGAGGUGUCCCGACGGAUCCUGAAGUGCUCCCCUCCCUUCCCCUCUCGGAUCGGGCCAGUGGCGCAGGACCUGCUGCAGCGGCUACUUUGCAAGGACCCCAGGAAGCGGCUGGGUGCGGGGCCCCAGGGGGCGCAGGAGGUCAAGAGCCACCGUUUCUUCCAGGGUCUGGAUUGGGCUGCUCUGGCUGCCAGAAAAAUUCCAGCUCCAUUCCAACCCCAGAUCCGCUCAGAGCUGGAUGUGAGCAACUUUGCAGAAGAGUUUACUCGGCUGGAGCCCGUCUACUCCCCGGCUGGCAGCCCCCCAUCUGGGGACUCGCGCAUCUUCCAGGGAUACUCCUUCGUGGCACCGUCCAUCCUGUUUGACCACAAUAACGCUGUGAUGAGUGAUGUGCUGGAAGCACCUGGCACUGGAGACCGGCCCGGGAGGGCAGCGGUGGCCCGGAGCGCCAUGAUGCAGGUAGGGAGGCUGGGCGGUGUGACGGCGGUGAAAUCCGGGACCUCUAUUAUCGACUUCGGGUUCGCGCGGCUGCGCCCGCAGAGCCCCGCGGGGCCCAUGCAGACGCCCUGCUUCACGCUGCAGUACGCGGCGCCCGAGCUGCUGGCGCAGCAGGGCUACGACGAGUCCUGCGACCUCUGGAGCCUCGGCGUCAUUCUGACGGCCACCUUCUCGCCGGGUCCUCAGGCGGCCCUUCCUCGGUGCGUGCGCCUCCCUGGUGUUCGUCUCUGCGUGUUCACCUUUCCUCCGCCCCAGGACACCGAUGGUGUGACCGCCAGGCACCCAGGGGAGGGCCCCCUCAGCAGAGCGCGGUCUCGCGGCGGCGUCUUGCUGUGGGUCUUCCUUCGCCCUCCCCUGGCCGCUGUGGACGGCGAUGCGGCCAGAGACCCGCGCUUUCUCAUCAACGACUGCUCCUGUCUGCUCCGCGGUCACCCCUCGCCCGGCGUGGCCUGA
Myotis davidii is the source of this 1726-nucleotide messenger RNA. It is a transcript of the gene RPS6KA4, whose product is annotated as ribosomal protein S6 kinase, 90kDa, polypeptide 4. NCBI's taxonomy places the organism in Eukaryota, Metazoa, Chordata, Mammalia, Chiroptera, Vespertilionidae. The transcript is spliced from 14 exons. Gene Ontology annotation, molecular function: protein serine/threonine kinase activity; magnesium ion binding; ATP binding. Bases 35 to 1726 code for a protein of 563 amino acids. Gene Ontology annotation, biological process: protein phosphorylation; intracellular signal transduction; regulation of DNA-templated transcription. The record is from RefSeq and is a predicted model, not a curated record.